GAGUUCCUCUGUCACAGAUGUUAAGUUGCUAUAAAGGAGGAGAAUCUCUUAACGGUCCUUUUUGUUAGAAUCUUGGACAUAAUCUUGGUAUCACGCGUGCACCUUAAUAAUUGAUUUAUCUUUUUAAGAACGGACCUGAACACUCGAGCAUCAUGACAGUAGUGGGCUGCACAUUGUGCAUUAAAUUCAUGCUGUUUUUCUUUAAUUUUGUUUUCUGGUUGGCUGGAGGUGUGAUAUUGGGAGUGGCUCUAUGGCUUCGUCAUGACAACCAGACCAGCAGUCUUCUCAUGCAGCAGUUUGAAGAUCAGCAGGCUCCCAGCACCUUCUAUAUCAGUGUGUACAUCCUGAUAGCUGUGGGAGCUGUGAUGAUGUUUGUAGGGUUUCUCGGUUGCUACGGUGCCAUCCAGGAAUCUCAGUGUCUCCUUGGAACGUUCUUUUUCAUGUUGGUGUGCCUGUUCGUCUGUGAGGUGGCUGCUGGGAUCUGGGGAUUCAGUAACCGAGACACAAUCUCCAAGGAGAUGAUAACCUUCUAUGAUGAGGCGUACAUCAAGUCAGUGGAAGUCGUAGACUCUCCCAGCAAAACAGCUGCUAUCAAAGUCCUGGAGGUGUUCCACGAGACCCUGGACUGCUGUGGUAAAGGAGACGACUCCCCCUUAUUCGUACAAGUAACCGGAGCCCUGUGUCCCAAGAAGAGCCUGGAAGAUGCCCUGCUGAAACCUUCGAGCUGUCAUCUGAAACUGAAGGAUCUGUUCUCUGAGAAGCUCUACCUGAUUGGUCUAGUUGCCCUGGCGGUCGCUGUCAUCAUGAUCUUUGAGAUGAUCUUCACCAUGGUUCUCUGCUGUGGGAUUCGCAACGCCGCCCCAGUGUACUAGAACCACGGAACCCUACUAGAACCACGGAACCCUACUAGAACCAAGGAACCAUAGAACCAGAGAACCACGGUGGAGGGGCUCAAAUGUACACAAAUCCUCUACAGAUCGAAGUCAUUGAAGGGGAUUGAAAAUGUUACGUGUUGUAGUUCCUGGUUACUUCUUUUUAUAUUGCAGAAGUAUGUACAUUUCUAUCAGUAUUAUAAAUAGAGACUAGAUUUUAUUACAGUAUUUUCUAUGUUUUAACAAUACUCCUAAUAAGCAUUUCACUACACCCGCAAUAACAUCUGCUAAAUAUGGGUAUGCGACCAAUACAAUUUGAUUUGACUGUUUGAGUCUGUCGAUGACCAACAGACAUUCAGCAUCUCUCUAAUGCUAAACUUUUUACUACUUUCUUGUUAUCUUUGACCUUUUUGUAUGUUUUUCGUGAAGUGCUUUUCCAAGGUUUUGUAUGUUUUUGUGAAGUGCUUCUCCAAGGUUGUAUGGUGUAUAAACUGUACACAAUCAUUGUGUGAGUCCAAAAUGACACCCUGUUCCCUUAUGGUGCACUACUUUUCACCUCAAGGUCCAUAGGGCGUCAGUAAAAAAUUGUGCACUACAUUGGGAAUUGCCAUUUGGGA
Molecule: messenger RNA, 1489 nt
Organism: Oncorhynchus tshawytscha (Chinook salmon)
Lineage: Eukaryota; Metazoa; Chordata; Actinopteri; Salmoniformes; Salmonidae
Product: CD81 antigen-like
Exons: 8
Coding region: 153-872 (239 amino acids)
Cellular component (GO): membrane
Source: RefSeq, a predicted model, not a curated record